Molecule: messenger RNA, 468 nt
Organism: Penicillium canescens
Lineage: Eukaryota; Fungi; Ascomycota; Eurotiomycetes; Eurotiales; Aspergillaceae
Exons: 1
Coding region: 1-468 (155 amino acids)
Source: RefSeq, a predicted model, not a curated record
AUGGCCCGAUCGUCUCAGCAUGUUGCAAGUCGCCCAAAGUCACUGACAGUGAAUGAGGCUAUUCUUAAGCUCCAGGACGUUUCGGAGCUUGUGCGAAAAAGGGGGGAUUUCAAAGCUACGGAAGCAAAGCGUGUGAAGGGUGCUUUCAGUCACCUCAACGCCACAGCUACUGACGAAGAACCGCCACGACAGCAGCAUUAUGUGAAGUUUCUUCGAAGACUGAAAGAUGUCGCAGGGGCUGCUAUGGUUGCCUUGAGUGCUGCAAGUCUCGGACAGGCUGCUGUAUACUCCAUGACCGAUCGGGUCAGGACAGAGCUGCCAUUCAAAAUAUUAGAGCGCAGGGGUGGUCUCCAGAACGCGGUGAUUGAGUCUCUUGCGACCAAAUAUGCGAGUUCCACUGAGCCCUGUCCUAGCCAAGUCGUACACGUUGCCGGUCAUAUCUCGUCGGAAGUUGGUGAGUGUUCUUGA